Molecule: messenger RNA, 726 nt
Organism: Acaulospora morrowiae
Lineage: Eukaryota; Fungi; Glomeromycota; Glomeromycetes; Diversisporales; Acaulosporaceae
Source: the annotation of a GenBank genome assembly
AUGACAAUCAGAAAAAAUCGUCGUGCUCCCAUUAAUAAAAUUAAAAAAACUCACCAGUCCGGUGCCAUUAAAAGAAAAAGAAAGAUUUGUGCUUUUGAAUUAUUCUCCAAGGAUGUCCAUGGUCACAUGAAUAAAUCCAAUAAGCAUAAAGUCAAUAAAAACAAAUCCAUUCCGAAAGCGGCCAAACUUUGGGAAAAGAUUCCAAUUGAACAAAAAAAUCAAUAUGAAAUUCGUGCACAUAAUUCCUUAGAUCACGAAUUUCAAAUUACUGUUUUUGAUUCUCAUCCGACUAAUCAUCAUAAUAGAGUAGCAACCGAUGCACCUAUUGAAGUUGCGCAGACAGAAACAUUAUUCAUACCCAGUGAAUCCUCGUCAAUCGAACCACCUACUGAGCUCGUAUCAGCUCCUGUUCUCCCAUUGUUUAAUACGUUCUCACCGUACACUAUCGAUUUCACACCACCUUCAACUGAUCUCACAUUGUUUACUACUGAUUCUGCACCGGUUAUUAUCGGUCCCACGCCGUCUAUUAUCGAUCCCGUACCGUUCAUUACUACUGACCACGCCCCAUCUACUACUGAUUUCGCACUGUUUGAUACAAAUCCCACACCUGAUUACUACCAACCCUCUAUCGGAUUUUUCCCUGAUCGCUACACCGUUAUUACCGAUUCCGCGGCGAAUUUCAGUGACACAUUCAUUCCCAUGAAUUUUGAUUGUUACGAAUAUUGA